Messenger RNA from Tympanuchus pallidicinctus (lesser prairie-chicken), 3556 nucleotides. RefSeq names its product cyclic nucleotide gated channel subunit beta 3 (gene CNGB3). Gene Ontology annotation, molecular function: intracellularly cAMP-activated cation channel activity; cGMP binding; protein-containing complex binding. The transcript is spliced from 19 exons. NCBI's taxonomy places the organism in Eukaryota, Metazoa, Chordata, Aves, Galliformes, Phasianidae. The record is from RefSeq and is a predicted model, not a curated record. Bases 1 to 2412 code for a protein of 803 amino acids. Gene Ontology annotation, biological process: monoatomic cation transmembrane transport. Gene Ontology annotation, cellular component: intracellular cyclic nucleotide activated cation channel complex; plasma membrane; photoreceptor outer segment.
AUGUUUAAAAGACUAAAAGGAGUGUUUUCCAGAACAAAAUUAUCACCUGAGCAAUCAGACAGUGAAAAUGAAGGCAUUCCUCCACCAUCCAAGCCGUCUACAGACCAGAGUGAAAAUACAAAAAAAGACGACGCACAGAAAACUGAGGCCAAUAAGAAGGCAGAGCCUUCACCAAAGGAACAAGAGGGAGUUCCAGAAAAACCAGCCAAGUCUUCACAAACUUCACAAACUGAAAAAUCAACCGAACCAGCUAAGGCAACUCAGCAAGAGCAGCAUCAGCUCAAUAAUGGGAAGGAAGAUGCCAACACAAAGAACACAACGUCUCGAGGAUUCCAAACAAAUGAAUAUGCUGAUGCCCAGCUUCAGGAGAUUGUCAGAAAAAUGCGGGAAAGGACCACAGCCUAUAAGGAAAAGCUGAAAGACCCCGUGUUGUCCUCCCCUGAAGGCACACCAUCAAAGAAGAAGCCUCCACCCCCACCAAAAGAAGAAAAGAAAGAAGAAAAGAAAGAGGAAGCAGAAGCAAAGCCAGAAGAGGAUCACUACUGUGAUAUGCUGUGCUGUAAAUUCAAGAAACCUCCACUGAAAAAGUACAAGACCUAUCUAAAGCUGCCAGACAGCAUAGAUUCAUACACGGAUCGCCGUUACGUAGCUUGGCUCAUGCUUGUGACAGUGGCCUAUAAUUGGAAUUGUUGGUUUAUCCCCCUUCGCUACGUGUUUCCAUAUCAAACUCCAAGUAAUACAAUAUACUGGUUUGCCAUAGACAUCAUCUGUGAUAUCUGCUACCUGUGUGACCUGCUGGUUUUCCAGCCCCGAGUGCAAUUUUUAAGAGGUGGAGAUAUAAUAGUAAACAAAGUGGAAAUGAAGAAAUUCUAUCACAGCACUGUAAAGUUUCGGCUCGAUUUGAUAUCAGUAUUGCCAUUUGACGUUCUAUACUUUUUCUUUGGAUUCAACCCAGCAUUUAGGGUAAACAGGAUGCUAAAGCAUAACACAUUCUUUGAGUUCAAUGAUCGUUUGGAAGCUAUCCUGGACAAAGCAUACAUCUACAGGGUCAUUCGAACCACUGGAUACUUGCUGUUUAUCUUGCACAUUAAUGCAUGCUUGUAUUAUUGGGCUUCAGACUAUGAAGGACUUGGCAGUACUAGAUGGGUGUACGAUGGCCAAGGAAACAUGUACCUGAGGUGUUACUACUGGGCAGUUCGUACUUUAAUCACCAUCGGUGGCCUUCCAGAGCCACAAACAUUGUUUGAGAUAGUUUUUCAACUGCUGAAUUUUUUCUUGGGUGUCUUCGUUUUCUCCAGCUUAAUUGGUCAGAUGAGAGAUGUAAUUGGAGCAGCUACAGCAGGACAGAACUACUACCGUUCCUGUAUGGAUAACACCGUCUCCUAUAUGAACACAUAUUCAAUUCCAAAACUAGUUCAAAAUCGUGUUCGAACCUGGUAUGAAUACACAUGGGACUCUCAGGGAAUGCUGGAUGAAUCAGAAUUACUGGAGCAGAUGCCAACCAAAAUGCAAUUAGCCAUUGCAAUUGAUGUGAACUUUGCCAUUGUCAAUAAAGUUGACCUAUUCAAAGGGUGUGAUACUCAGAUGAUAUACGACAUGCUGCUAAGGCUGAAAUCCAUUGUGUAUUUACCUGGUGAUUUUGUCUGCAAAAAGGGAGAAAUUGGCAGAGAGAUGUAUAUCAUCAAACAAGGUGAAGUUCAAGUCCUUGGAGGCCCUGAUGGCACAAAAGUCCUGGUUACACUACGAGCAGGAGCUGUAUUUGGGGAGAUCAGCCUAUUAGCCGCAGGUGGAGGAAAUCGAAGGACUGCCAACGUGGUGGCUCAUGGUUUUGCCAACCUUUUCAUUCUAGACAAGAAAACACUCAAUGAAAUCUUGGUGCAUUACCCUGACUCAGAAAAACUUCUGAUGAAGAAAGCAAAGGUGUUGCUGAAAGAGAAGGGUAAACCUGCUCCUGGACCACCAGUGCAGCAGCCCCGGGGCUUGGCCAAUCUGUUUGGACAAAAACAGGAAACUCCAAAACUGUUUAAAGCGAUGUUUGGAGCUAAAGGAAAAGGAGGCCUUGCUAAGCUGCUGCAGCUGAAGAGAGAACAAGACAUUCAGGUAAUGUCACAGAUAACAGAACAGAUUCUGUCAACACAAAUAGGCUUGGCCAAGGAAAUGAGGCACUGGAGAGAACAUGAAGCUGAAGCACAGAAGACUGAAAAAGAGGAGAAGAAACCACCAGAGCCUGCAGCCCCAUCUGCACCCCCUCCGAAAAAGGAAGAGCCAGAAGCAGACACUAAGCCUAAACCACAUGCAGUUAUGCACAGAGGAACCACUAAUGAGUCUCUGAUCAUCACUAUGUCUCCUUCCCCCAGAGCAGGAGAAGGAGAGAUCCUUAAAGUCGAAGCUAAAGAGAAGAAAAACAAAUAGAUGGUACUUUGGGCCUCGUUUUGUUGAACUCGAAGGGCUCAGUGUGACUUUGCCUUUGGGUACAGAAGAUAGAAAUAGAAGCUACUCAAGAGAGAAUCUACCCCAGCCAUUUUUCUUCCCUCCUCUCCUGAGGCAACGGGACAAAUUGUUUGUACACUUACAUCUUAAUCUUGAGUCUGAAGAGAGAACUGCUUGUGUAAUAGGAAUUAGAUAUCUGAUUGCAUUUCAGAACAGCUUGCUUCUUGGUUGAUCUAUGCUCUCCAUUAUCUCUUACUCUGCCUUGUUCCUGCUUCUCCUUUUCCCUCUCCUGUUUAUUCUCUCUUUCUUAUUAUUUUUCCUCUUUGUUAGUUUGCUUGUAAUUUUCAUGUCUGUUCUGCUCUACUUUCUUUUCUGGUUUCCUAUAGCUGUCCUGUUCCUUGUUACUUCACUACUAUUGCUGAGGUUACUCAUGUUUCUGUCAAUCCUUCUCUCCCCUCCCCUUAUACUUCUAAUCAGCGACACGCUUUUGUGACAGCAUUGGUCAGCACAGAAGGCUCUGAUGCUCAGCAUUAGGAUGUCUUAGCUCAGGACAGACAGUUACAAAAUAAAACCAUAUAAAUAAAUAAAUACAAAAAUCACAACAUACAAUAUGGGGAAUUGGGCUGUGUAAUUACUGCUAGCUUCCUGAAAGCAAAAGCAUCAUUCCAGGUGUCUGUAUUGACUCUGGUGAGUUAGAUCAGCAGAAUUAAGAUACUUCCCACACGCCCUUGGGGAGCAACCUUUAACUUUUGGUUGUUGAUUUACACACUUCACCUUCUCAAGGGGUUGGAUAUUAAUACUGCUCUCUGAAGAGCAACCAUUUGAUACCGGCUAAUUUUUUUGAAGAACCUCUUAUCUAGAGUGGCCAAUUUAGAAAUAAGAGCAGUUUUAUAAUAAGCAAGAUUUACACUUUUUGGCCAUGUGCUACACAAUUCCAAGAGGCUGAAUGCUCCAGUUGUUCAUUUCCACCGCAGAUCUCACCUGAUAGCAACAAAUGAGCCACACACCUUACAGGGUGGGCUACAUCAUACCUAUGAACUAAAGCAAAUCGUUUGCCUAGAAAGCUCUCUCAGCUGUGUCACUGACAAGAAGCUGCCAACAUCAACCUUCUGCACAGACUCAAAGC